AUGUGCCGUGUCAAGUACAUCACCGAAGUCUGCCGCAGCUGCGGUAAAGACAACUGGUACGGCGGUAACAGCAAAGAUAAAGUUGUCGUCUUCUGUGCCACCCGCAAGGCCCACGAAAACAGCUGCAACAGAAAAGAAGGUUGCGAAAAAGAGUACGUUACCGAGCGCGGCGCCCUUUGCAAUCACUGCAUCAAGACGGGCAACUGCUAUGGCCUUCAAACAGCCUUAACCGCCGACCUACCAAGACUAGACAUAUCAGACACUGUGAGAGGCCUAGAAUGGCUGCGAUAUACUACUGCCAAGGACGCAGCAGACGAACACCACGACGGCAUCUCCACUACGGACUACGCUUCGAGUGAAAUCGAGACAGAGGCGAAAUCCAUCUGGAACCAAGGCUUGACAAAGUUUACUGGCGUUUUAUACAAACAGAAGGGCAACAUGAAGAAGCUUGAGUCUUUUGAGCUUCAGAAUAUGUCAGACGACUCUUCACAGUCUUCGGAGGAAUCACCAAGGGCCCUCACUGUACCACAAAGAGUCUAUCUUGCAAAUGUUUGGACAAGGGUAUCUGUCCGUGGUCGAUAA
Neoarthrinium moseri is the source of this 582-nucleotide messenger RNA. RefSeq lists its product as uncharacterized. NCBI's taxonomy places the organism in Eukaryota, Fungi, Ascomycota, Sordariomycetes, Amphisphaeriales, Apiosporaceae. The record is from RefSeq and is a predicted model, not a curated record. The transcript has a single exon. The coding region runs from base 1 to 582 and encodes 193 amino acids.